AUGGUUGUGCAGGACAGCACGGAUCCUGGGGACGCCAGAGUGGGCGUGCGGCUAGAGCCCUUCCUGCACCAGGUCGGGGGGCACGUGAGCGUGAUGAAGUACGAUGAGCACACCGUGUGCAAGCCCCUCGUCUCCCGGGAGCAGAGGUUCUAUGAAUCCCUGCCUCUGGCCAUGAAGCGCUUCACUCCGCAGUACAAAGGCACCAUCACGGUGCACCUCCAAAAAGACAGCCGAGGCCAUCUCAGCCUGGUGGCCACCCCGCUGAAGGAGAACCGGGGGCCCUUCAAGGUCUCCACGGAGUCGGCGGCAGUGGCAAUAUGGCAGACUCUCCAGCAGACCACCAGCGGCAGCGGUGGCGCCCACCCCCUCACCCAGUGGCAGCUGGCUCACUCGCUCGAGGAGAGCCCUGCCGCGCUCCUGAGGUCCGAGUUCCACCUCAACGCCCCAGUCUCCUCCCUGGUGGAAGACGCUAAAGGGAACCAGGCCGAGAGGAGGAGCUUUAACCCGUGGGGCCUGCAAUGCCACCAGGCCCACCUGAGCCGCCUCUGCACCGAGUACCCAGAGAACCAGCGGCACCGGUUUCUGCUGCUGGAAAACGUCGUGUCACAGUACAAGCACCCCUGUAUCCUGGACCUGAAGAUGGGGACCCGGCAGCACGGGGACGACGCGUCCGAGGAGAAGAAGGCUCGCCACAUGAGGAAGUGCGCGCAGAGCACCUCGGCCUGCCUGGGCGUGCGCAUCUGCGGCAUGCAGGUUUAUCAAGUUGAUAAGAAGCACUUUCUCUGCAAAGACAAGUACUAUGGAAGAAAACUCUCCGUCGAGGGCUUCCGACAAGCCCUCCAUCAGUUCCUGCAUGACGGAACCCGCCUCCGGACAGAGCUCCUGGAGCCCAUCCAGCGCCAGCUUCGGGCCCUGCUCUCGGUCAUUAGGAGCCAGAGCUCAUACCGGUUCUACUCCAGCUCUCUCCUCAUCAUCUACGAUGGGCAGGAGCUGCCAGAAAGGACCCCAGGGGGCCUGCCUCCUCAGGAGGCUCCGCAGACGGCCCACGGCAGCCCUUCCGGGGGUCUCACCAAAGUUGACAUCCGGAUGAUUGACUUUGCUCACACAACAUACAAAGGCUCCUGGAACGAGCACACCACUUACGACGGACCAGAUUCAGGCUACAUUUUUGGCCUAGAAAACCUCAUCCAGAUCCUGCAGGAUAUUCAAGAGGGAGAAUGA
Molecule: messenger RNA, 1221 nt
Organism: Ailuropoda melanoleuca (giant panda)
Lineage: Eukaryota; Metazoa; Chordata; Mammalia; Carnivora; Ursidae
Gene: IP6K3
Product: inositol hexakisphosphate kinase 3
Exons: 5
Coding region: 1-1221 (406 amino acids)
Biological process (GO): phosphatidylinositol phosphate biosynthetic process; inositol phosphate biosynthetic process
Cellular component (GO): cytoplasm; nucleus
Molecular function (GO): inositol hexakisphosphate kinase activity
Source: RefSeq, a predicted model, not a curated record